Molecule: messenger RNA, 1736 nt
Organism: Pistacia vera
Lineage: Eukaryota; Viridiplantae; Streptophyta; Magnoliopsida; Sapindales; Anacardiaceae
Product: premnaspirodiene oxygenase-like
Exons: 2
Coding region: 102-1601 (499 amino acids)
Molecular function (GO): heme binding; iron ion binding; oxidoreductase activity, acting on paired donors, with incorporation or reduction of molecular oxygen
Source: RefSeq, a predicted model, not a curated record
UAUAAUUUUCUAAAAGAAUAUUUGGAAAAGAAAUUACUUAUAUUAUAUAGAUGGUUCUAUCUAAUCCUUAAUUCUUAGUCCAAUUCUCACUAUACUUUCUCAUGGAGCUCAUAUUCUCAAACUUCUCAAUCCUUCUCACCUUUCUUCUCUUUAUCCUCAUGGUCCUGAAAAUAGGGAAGACAUUCAAAAACAAUAAUGAAACUUCAAAUCUACCUCCAGGCCCACCGAAACUGCCUCUGAUUGGAAAUUUGCACCAGCUUGUUGGCUCUCUACCACAUCGCAGACUCAGAGAUCUGGCCAAGAAAUAUGGACCCUUUAUGCAUCUCCAGCUUGGAGAAAUUUCUGCGGUUAUUGUUUCAUCGCCAGGGUUCGCGAAAGAAGUGAUGAAAACUCAUGAUAUUAUAUUUGCAUCAAGGCCUUAUAAUCGAGCAGCAAGUAUCAUGUCUUAUGGUUAUACUGAUGUAAUAUUCUCACCAUAUGGUGAUUACUGGAGACAGCUAAGGAAGAUUUGUACAUUGGAGCUUUUAAGCACGAAACAAGUUCAAUCUUUCCGAUCAGUGAGAGAAAAAGCGAUCGCUAAGCUAAUUGAUUGGAUUGCAUCAAAAUCAGGAUCAGUGAUUAACCUUUCGGAUAAAAUUUGUGAAUUAACAUAUGCUGUGACUUCCAGGGCAGCCUUUGGUAAAGUGCGUGAAGCUGACCAAGAACUAUUCAUUUCUGCUGUCAAGGAUAUCGCAAAGGCACUGGGAGGGUUUAAUAUUGCAGAUCUGUUUCCUUCCGUUAAAUUGCUCGAUUCCAUCAGUCGAACGAAUCGUUAUUUGCAGAAGCGGCACGAAGAAUCUGACAGAGUAAUUGAAAACAUUAUCAACGAACGCAAGAAGUCUGAAAAGAGUGACGGAGAUAAACAUCUGGUUGAUGUUCUCUUGAAACUUCAAGAGCAAAACGAUCUUCAAUUUCCAUUAACUAAAGAAAACAUCAAAGCGGUAAUCUUUGACAUGUUUGCUGCUGGCAUCGAGACAUCUUCGACAGUAUUGGAGUGGACAAUUUCUGAAUUGAUAAAGAAUCCAAGAGUGAUGGAAAGAGCACAAGCUGAAGUGAGGGAAGUCUUUAAUGGAACGGAAAAGGUUGAUGAAACAGGUAUUAUUGAAAUGAAGUUCUUGAAACUAGUGAUAAAAGAGAGUAUGAGGUUGCAUCCUGCUGUUCCUCUGUUAAUUCCAAGAGUAUGUAGAGAGAAAUGUGAGAUUAAUGAGUUCAAUGUACCUGCCGAUACCAAAGUCAUUGUUAACGCAUGGGCGAUUGGAAGAGAUCCAGAAUAUUGGAAUGAACCUGAGAGUUUUAAUCCUGAGAGGUUCAUUGAUAGUUCUAUUGACUAUAAGGGUACCAAUUUUGAGUAUCUUCCAUUUGGUGCUGGAAGGAGAAUGUGCCCUGGAGCUUCAUUUGGUCUUGCCAAUGUGGAGCUCCCACUAGCAUUGUUGCUGUAUCAUUUUGACUGGAAACUAUCUGAUGGAAUGAAGAAUGAAGAUUUGGACAUGACCGAGUCCUUCGGUGGGACACUCAGAAGGAAAAAUGAUCUGCGUCUGAUUCCCAUUCCUCAUCAUCCAUAGCGUAAUACAUGGGCUCUAAAGUAAUUGAUUUCUGUUUGUUUAUGUUAUCUGUCACCAUUUACCUGUACCCUCAAUAGUUGGUUUGAGAUUGAUGUAAUUUUCAAGAUUAUCACUUUUAAUGUAACCACUGCUGCC